AGAAUUGGCUACAGGAAUCACUUUGCUUCCGUGGGCUUUUUGCAUCCUCUGUUUCAUUUGUCUUUCUGAGGACUCAGUGUAGAAGAUCUUGCUUUCUCCACGUCAGACAAUCAUCCCAAAAUCCUAAGGAAAUGGACUUCUCUGGCUGUGCUUUAGUAAAAAGAGCGAAUGCAUCUACAUACCACCACAGGGAGACAGAGUUCAACAGUUCCUCAAAUUUGGAUGACGCUUCUUUCUACUAUUUGCUGGAGGAAUGGGCUCUCAACCCAUCAGGCAUAAAGAUGAAGAUGUUUUUAAUCCCUCCAGUUGUCUGCCUCGUGGCAGGUGUCCUCAUCAUUCCGACCAUCUUAUUUGUGAUCUUCUCUAGGUUUAGCAUCCGUCAGGAAACAAGGUACAUGCUGCUGGGAAAUGCUCUGCUUUCUGAUUUGAUCUACCUGUUGUUCUACACCCUGUCAGCUGCUCUCAAUGCAGCCCAUGUACAUCUCCCAAAGGAAGCUUGUGUCCUCCUAUUAUUUUUGCUGGCAGUGGCUUACUGUGGAGGAUUGUUCACAGCUGCUGCAAUAGUCUUGGACACAUACAUAGCUAUUUCAUUUCCUUUGCGCUACAUUGCUAUUUUGCCUCCUUCACUAACUAAAAAAAUUAUUGUAUUACUAUGGAUGUGUUCUGGGGCUUUCCCUGGGAUUUUCUUCUUGGUGCUCUCGAGCACUCACAGCUUUGUGCCCUGUGUCCUGGAAAUGUGCUCAGUUCCAGUAAUACUAAUAUUAACUCUGAAUGGGACGGAUGCUGUGAAACUCUGUUUCUGGCUUUCUACCACAGUUAUCUUUCUCUGCCUGUGUCUAAUAUUUUGUUGCUAUGCUAUCCUGUAUUUUAAAACCAAACAAUCGGGUAUAUGGGAGAGCAUUUUCUCCAGAGCCAGUGUAACAUUCUUAAUGCAUAACACUGUGUUAUUUUUUUACUUCUUUCCACUCUUGGCCCUUUUUGUAGAAUCAUUCUUGUGCAUUAAUGUUGUCAUCAGACCGCAGACAGGAAUCUGGGUCUCCCUGACAGUCUGCAAUGUCCUGAUGAUUCUGCCUAAAGUUUUGUUCCCUUUUCUAUAUGGGCUUCGAUACAGAGAGAUCUCAGCAUCUCUCAAAUCCAUUGUCAGAAGGAAGCAUCUUCGCCUGGUGUCACCUGCUCCAACACCAUCCUGAGCCAACGCAGAGCACAGACACAGCACAGGAGUUGUCCUUACCUUGUUAGCAUGCAAGCCUCAUGGAAGUCACUCAGCUUGUGAAGAAGAAGUGAUCAACCCAUAUUUGAGAAGACAUGGGUUGAUCACUCUGCCUCAGUGCCAGAAGGCCACAGAUCUUUCAUCACAUCACAGUUCUAAGUUUUCUUCUGAUGUGGGAAGGCAGUAUCUUUUGGAUAAGAUAUUGAAUAAGGUAACUUUCACCCACCUGUGACAGAUGCCUUUCUGGAAAAUGGAAAAUUAAAACUAGAUGGUGCAAAGCAAAGAGGGUAACCACAGGUCUCUCGACAUCAUCGCCUACAGCAGAGAGGAUCCUUAACCAGACGUGCUGUGAUAAGAACAGCUAUUUCUUUCACUCACAAUGUAUUCUUCUAAGGUUGGUAGCCAGUAUGCUAUUCUCUAAAACAUACACUGAGAGAUGCCUCUGGAAACUGCUGUACUCCGCGAUACGCUGUGCUUCAUCUUGUGCGGUGUGCUAGCGUAUUAGCUGCCUGACGGAUUCUGUCUGACAAUCUGCAAAAUGCUGAAUUUUUAUAAAAUCUCAGUCUGAUGGGAAGUCACCUUUGAUCAGUGUCUGUUGGGCAGCCAAGCAUGUAUCGCUGUCAGGGAGUAACAGAGAUGGACGGGCUGCUCAGUGAGGGAAAACGAGCCGGGAGCAGGGGGUGGCAGUGCCUCGCUGCAGGGUGCAGUCCCGCUGUGCCCGUGCCGGGUGAGCCGAGCGGGUGUCUGUGGGCAGCCUGGGCCAGCCCAGAGCCCUGAGUCCCUGCUGGGUCCAUACUGGUGUGACCAGGCCAGGGCUGAGCCCGGCAGCUGGGGCAGCUGGGCAGGAGCAGCGAGGUGCGAGGCUGGUACAGGUGUACCCACGGCAUGGCUCGGACAUGACCCGGGGCGAGGGACUAGGUGUAAACUCUGCUCCUGAGGCCCUGCCGAGGCAUCUCCCAGUUCUGGCUUGCAAAAACCUUCUCUAGCAGCCUGACCCCAGGUUACAGCUGCACCAAGUCAGGUCCGGUGUUGGGUACCUGCCACCAAACCCCUAGGAAGGUCAGGAGGAGAGGCUGCAGAGCUUGGUGAUAUACUCAGGGGAAAGAAAGAUGAUAUCUUGUAAGAGCCUUUUAGGUUUUCCAGGUCAACCACCUACCUGUAGAAGAUGAGUGAAACAUAUUUCUGAUCUUUAAAGAAGACAAAAUUUCAUUAGACAUAAACAUCGGUAUGGGAACUGUAAAUUGCAGUGUCGUUCCUUGGACUUGAGAAAAGAGCCUUUGUAUUUUUAAAGAUAAUAUUUUUAGAGUUUGCUACUUUUUAUAC
This is a messenger RNA of Tyto alba (common barn owl), 2533 nucleotides long. It is a transcript of the gene GPR148, whose product is annotated as G protein-coupled receptor 148. The transcript has a single exon. The record is from RefSeq and is a predicted model, not a curated record. Gene Ontology annotation, cellular component: membrane. NCBI's taxonomy places the organism in Eukaryota, Metazoa, Chordata, Aves, Strigiformes, Tytonidae. The coding region runs from base 132 to 1190 and encodes 352 amino acids.